Molecule: messenger RNA, 468 nt
Organism: Entrophospora sp. SA101
Lineage: Eukaryota; Fungi; Glomeromycota; Glomeromycetes; Entrophosporales; Entrophosporaceae
Source: the annotation of a GenBank genome assembly
AUGGCAGCUAGCUUGACGACUCAAGAAAGAGAUAUUAAGAUUAUAAUGGACACUUUAUCGUCAAUGAGGAGUGCUAAUAAUAAUCCAACACCUGAAAUCAAAAAAAUCAGAUCUGAUAGAUUAACAGACCCAGAUCCAUCAAGUCAACCCAUAAAACCCUGGCUUCAAGAACCUACACUUCGUCCAGAUAUGCACACUUUUCUUACACAAUUGGCUAAUUUACACAAACUUUAUUGUUCACCAAGAAUUAUACCACAUGAUAAAAGCCAAAAUUCCAAUAAUACUGCUGCAUUUCAUGAAAAUCCGACUGCUUUAUACAACUUGGGAAGCAUCUAUUAUGAAGGCAAAUUGAAUUUACAAGUAGAUCAUAAACUAGGAAUAAAAUUUUAUAAGAAAGCAGCAUUAAAAGGUCAUGAUAAAUCAAUUCAAAGAUUAAGUAGUUUAAAAAUAAGUGUUUAUGAUGAUUAA